Messenger RNA from Racocetra persica, 152 nucleotides. NCBI's taxonomy places the organism in Eukaryota, Fungi, Glomeromycota, Glomeromycetes, Diversisporales, Gigasporaceae. The record is from the annotation of a GenBank genome assembly.
UUAAAGGAUAUCUUCCUACAAUUGAGCUACCGCACUGGAUUGAUUUUGGAGUUUGUGCUUGUAAAGUUGGCAAUAAUUACCGUGCAAAUAGUAUUAUUAACCUUGUACAUAAUCCUAUAUCAUCUGCUGGAAACUGUGAAUUAGCAGAAGAA